This is a messenger RNA of Melanotaenia boesemani (Boeseman's rainbowfish), 1823 nucleotides long. RefSeq names its product hyaluronidase PH-20-like. The transcript has 7 exons. Bases 1 to 1806 code for a protein of 601 amino acids. Gene Ontology annotation, biological process: carbohydrate metabolic process; hyaluronan catabolic process. Gene Ontology annotation, cellular component: acrosomal vesicle. The record is from RefSeq and is a predicted model, not a curated record. NCBI's taxonomy places the organism in Eukaryota, Metazoa, Chordata, Actinopteri, Atheriniformes, Melanotaeniidae. Gene Ontology annotation, molecular function: hyalurononglucosaminidase activity.
AUGUCAGUGGCUCUCUUUGAUGAAGCAUCACCCAGAGAUGCCCUCAUAACCACAAACUCAACCUCUGCAAAAAUCUGUCACUUUGGGAAACACGCUCAUCUUCAAGCCAUAACACAUAUUUCACAGUUAGUGGUGCACCCCUGCAAAAAUUGGCCUCUGUCCCAUAAAUCCUUGGCUGUUCAUUUGCACAAAAGCCUCCAAUCUCCUCUGUCCAAACUGUCACUGCAUCCCGGUUCUUCUGAAGAAGUCUCUGACCACCCUGCUGAGCUUCUAUCGCCUUCAACCUCCCAGUCUCCUCUCUCCAGCUCAGCUUUAACUCCAUUUUUAACUCUGAAAACAUUUUCACCGCAUGCCAAAACAUCCACCAUUCCUCUCCCGAAGCCAUUGCCAUCUCCUCUAGAAGCAGCACCUUCCAUACAGCCUGGAAUACAUCUGGCUCACACCCUGCCUUACACAGCAGGGCUGCUGUUUGAGCACCAGCCUUUCAUAGUUACGUGGAACAUCCCUGAUGUGGUAUGUAACAGGUACAACAUCUCUCUGGACACCUCCCCCUUUAAAGCCGUUGCAACGCCUGCCAAGGUUCCUGGCCAGUUUUUGACUCUGUUUUAUACAGACAAACUGGGUCUGUACCCAUAUGUAGACAUCAAAAGUCAAAAACAGUUCUAUGGUGGCAUCCCCCAGAGAGCUAACUUAAAGGCCAGUAUGGACAAGGCCAGAGAAGACAUUAACUACUACAUCCCAUCCAAAGGCUUGGCUGUGAUUGAUUGGGAGGAAUGGCGCCCUCUCUGGGACAGAAACUGGGGCAAUAAAAGAAUCUAUCAGACUUUAUCAGUGGCCCACGUUAUGCAGAGAAACUCAUCACUUACAGCCCAGCAGGCCACAAGAAAAGCCAAACAAGAGUUCCAGGCGGCAACAAGGGAAUUCAUGUCAGGGAUGCUGCAAACAGGGAAAGCCAUGAGACCCAACUACCUUUGGGGCUUCUACUUGUUUCCCAGCUGCUAUAACUAUGGCUGGCUGGAGCCAAACUAUACAGGGCAGUGCACCAAGGAGGUGAAGAGACAGAACAAUGAGCUGCUCUGGCUCUGGAAGUCCAGCACUGCCCUUUACCCCUCCGUGUACCUACAGGUCUCUUUAGCAGACAACCCUAAAGCGGCCCUGAUGGUUAGAAACCGUGUUCAGGAAGCUCUGAGAGUGUCUGCUCUACCCAGGCUGAGCAACCCUGCACCUGUGUUUGUUUACAUGCGGCCCGUCUUCGUGGAUCAGAACAGACGCUUCCUCAGUCAGGGGGAUUUGAUCAGCACCAUUGGGGAAAGUGCAGCAGUUGGAGCCUCUGGGGCUGUGCUGUGGGGGGCCAGCGUAGACUAUGAUGAUCAGACUUCUUGUGAAGCCCUCUCAUCCUACCUCACCUCUGUCCUCAACCCUUACGUCACUAAUGUCACAGCAGCUGCCCAGCUCUGCAGCAACUUCCUGUGUCGAGGGAAUGGCCGCUGUGUCAGAAAAAAAUCCAGGUCCAGUUAUUACCUUCACCUCAACCCUGAGAAUUUCAGAGUCCUGCGUGUUCAGGAACGUUACUUUGUUCUAGGGAGACCCACAUUGGCAGACCUGAAGACUUUAGGCAUGAGAUUUAAAUGUCAGUGCUACAAGGGUCUGAGCUGCACUCCCAGGACAUACAGAGAGCUAGCCAAGAUGAUGAAAUUUAGUAUGAAGCAAGGGAUGAACCAAAAGUCUUACAGUCUAACUAAACUGAUGUUAGACAAUAAACAACAGGUCAGUAUUAAUAAAGAUAAUGUCAAAGAGAGAAAGUGACAAAAAGGAAAUAUUAA